Penicillium malachiteum is the source of this 558-nucleotide messenger RNA. Its product is annotated as non-canonical purine NTP pyrophosphatase. Gene Ontology annotation, cellular component: cytoplasm. The coding region runs from base 1 to 558 and encodes 185 amino acids. Gene Ontology annotation, molecular function: nucleoside triphosphate diphosphatase activity. Gene Ontology annotation, biological process: nucleoside triphosphate catabolic process. Lineage: Eukaryota; Fungi; Ascomycota; Eurotiomycetes; Eurotiales; Aspergillaceae. The record is from RefSeq and is a predicted model, not a curated record. The transcript is spliced from 6 exons.
AUGACUCUAACCAAGAUCAAUUUCAUCACCGGAAACAAGAACAAGCUCUCUGAAGUAAGAGCUAUCUUGGGCAAUGUGAUCGAGGUGGAUAACCAGGAAGUGGACGUUCCAGAGAUCCAGGGUACGAUAGAAGAAAUCGCCAUUGAGAAGGCUCGUCGUGCCGCCGAAGCUAUCAAUGGUCCUGCCUUGACUGAAGAUACUGCGUUGGAGUUUCACGCUCUGAAGGGUCUUCCUGGACCGUACAUUAAAUCAUUCAUGGAAUCUCUCGGUCAUGAGGGUUUGAAUAAGAUGCUCGAUGGGUUCGAGGAUCGCACUGCUGAGGCUGUUUGCACUUUUGCUUUCUGUCGGGGACCUGGUGCGGAACCUAUUCUUUUCCAGGGACGUACUGAGGGAACUAUUGUUCGUCCUCGGGGUCCUACUAACUUUGGAUGGGAUCCUAUUUUCGAGUACGAGGGACAGACAUAUGCCGAGAUGGACAAGCAGGCAAAGAACCUGAUCUCCCACCGAUACAAAGCUUUGGUGAAGUUCCAGAAGUGGCUUGCAGAGGGUCAAGAGUAG